AUGGGGAGGGACCCGAAGGAGCGCGAGGCGCCCUCGGUUCACGGCCGGCACCGCCGCACCUUUGGCGGCCGAGCGUCCCCUCCUAGCGCUCCGGGAGCCGCGGCGGAGAGCCCGGAGCUGCGGGCACCGCCGUCCGCCCGCUCCCCGCCGUCCCCGCACGGGGCGCCCCGGGGCGGCGAUGCGCCGCGGUUGCCGCCUCCCCCCGGUCCCAGCGCCGCGGUGCCGGUGCCGCCCGGUGUCGGUGCCGGGCCGGUAGGCGGCAGUGCUCCGCUCUCUCGCCGCUCCCCGCCCGCUCGGCCCCGGGAGCGGAUGCAGUUCCCCGGCUGCCCCCGGCUGCUCGGCGGGGCGGCGGGGCCCGGCCCGCAAGGCGCUCCCCCCCGCGGCGCUCCCGGCGGCGCUCCCCGCGGCGGCCCCGCUCCGUGCGCGGCGUCGGGCGGCCCCGCGGCCCCGCUCGGCAGCGCUCUCUCCCCGCCUCGGCCCGGUCCCGGCCUGCGGGGCCCGGCGCAGCUCCGCGGGGCCAUGGCGGAGUGGGCUCCCGCACAGGUGCAGGAGUGGAACGUGGAACCCCCCCACCUGAUGCCUCUGCAGCCACCGCUGCUCCCAGAGCGGGCGCACGUGAGGGAGGCACAGCUGCACUCAGCCGAGGCGUCGCUGUGGACGGUGGUGGCCACAGUGCAGGCGAUGGAGAGGAAGAUCGACCUGCUGGCCACCCGGCUGCUCAGCCUGGAGGGCCGCUCGGGAACGGCCGAGAAGAAACUCCUGGACUGUGAGAAAACCGCCAUGGAGUUUGGCAACCAGCUGGAGAGCAAAUGGGCCGUGCUGGGCACCCUCAUCCAGGAGUACGGGCUGCUGCAGCGGCGGCUGGAGCACGUGGAGAACCUGCUGAAGAACAGGAACUUCUGGGUGCUGCGCCUGCCCCCCGGCCCCCGCGGGGAGGUGCCCAAGGUGCCGGUGACGUUUGUUGACAUCGCCGUCUACUUCUCGGCGGAGGAGUGGAAGAAUUUGGAGGAGUGGCAGAAGGAGCUGUACAACAACCUGGUGAAGGAGAACUACGAGUCGCUCAUCUCCCUGGAUGCGGCACUGUCCAGGAGUGACACACAGCCCCGGCUGGAGCGUGGGGACGUGCCCUGCGUCCCCGAUCAGCAGGACCUGGAGCAGCGCGAGAUGCCGGCAGAUGCCUGUGCGGAGCCGCUGAUCUCCACCUCCGACAUCCUGUCCCGGAUCAAGCAGGAGGUGGCAUUUGUUGGGGAGCAGCAGUUUGGGGAGGAGCGGGGGAUGCCCACCGACCCCUGUGCAGGUGCAGACGCCCUGAUCACAGCUCACGACUUCUUGUCGUGGAUCAAGCAGGAGGAGGAACCGUGCGUCAGGGAACCCUGGGAGCUGCCAGAGAGGGAAAUCCUGCCUGGUCCCGUCCCUGGUCCUGGCCCCGCCGGUGAGGCGCUGCUGGUGAAGAUGGAGGAGCAGCGCUGUCCCCGCGCCGAGCCCCCCGAGGAAGUGCUGCCGGGCGCCUCGGGCGAGCUGCUCUUCCCAGCCCCGAGCUUUGGGACCCCGGAGGGACAGGCCGUGCCGGCGGCGGCCGGGGGCAACGCGGCAGCGCAGCACAGACUGAGCAAAGCGCUGAGCGCCGAACCGGGGCCGGCGGCCGAGCCGGUGGGGGUCCCGGUGCCGGUGUCGGUGUCGGAGGAGCGUCCGCACGGCUGCGCCGAGUGCGGGAAGAGCUUCAGCGGGAAGAAAAGCCUCCGCAUCCACCAGCGCAGCCACGCGGCCGAGCGGCCGUACCCGUGCGCCGAGUGCGGCAAGAGCUUCAACUGCCACUCGGGGCUGGUGCGGCACCAGAUGAUCCACCGCGGCGAGCGGCCCUACAAGUGCACCGAGUGCGGGAAGUGCUACAGCCGCAAGGAGCACCUGCAGAACCACCAGCGGCUGCACACCGGGGAGCGGCCCUUCGUCUGCGCCGCCUGCGGGAAGAGCUUCAUCCGCAAGCAGAACCUGCUCAAGCAUCAGCGCAUCCACACGGGCGAGCGGCCCUACCAGUGCCCUGCCUGCGGCCGCAGCUUCCGCUACAAGGAGUCCCUCAAGGACCACCAGCGCGUGCACGGGGCCGAAGCCGGACCCCCGCCGCCGCCGCAGCCCCCCGGGUUGCCCCCCGGAGAUUAGGGAGGGGCGGCCCGCGGCUGCGGACUGAGGGCCCCCCCGCCCCCGGUACCGGCGGCUCGCGUCGGCCACGGAGCUUCGUACCAAACGCGGGCGGCCGGCCCCGCCGAGGCCAGCCGCUCGCAGCCCCGCGCUCAUCCCAACCCCGACAAUCCGGGGAACGACGGGCGGAGCUGCCGCCGCCGGCCGCGUCCCCGUCCCCGCCUGCCGCUCUGCCCCCCCCCCCUCCAUCCCCCCGCUUAUUUUUACUCCCCGUGCCGUCCCGCUCUGUACAGUGCUUGGGGUGUCGUUUUGUAUGGACGGUGCAACGCAGAAUAAAGUCGUGCUGGGCUGCCGCGCCUUCGCCCUGGCCCCGUGGGGUCCCUGCUCAAAGCCACCCCAGGACAGUGGCGGUGUCCCCCGAGCCGGAGCAGGGGCUGGAAGCAGAGCAGCCCCGCAGGGACACGCGGCGUUUCUCAUUUUCCUUUCCCUCGCUGAACUCUUGGCCCUGAGAAUUGGGCUGCGCGCAGAGCCCACCCCUCCCCGCAUCCCCCCCGCAUUUCCAAACCGGCACCAGGAAUAAAACCCGGUGCCCGUCUCACUCCUUUGGCUGCUUGUUGUCUCCCAAAAGGGACCCGCGCCGCCCAGCAAGGACUGCAGCGCCAUCACCCACACGCGGUGACACGUUCAGCCUCGCGGGGCAGCACGCCGCGCUGUCACCCCAGCAUGGGCCGCGCUUGGACCGUGGGGGAUGGGGGCACUGAGUCAACAC
Molecule: messenger RNA, 2905 nt
Organism: Lagopus muta (rock ptarmigan)
Lineage: Eukaryota; Metazoa; Chordata; Aves; Galliformes; Phasianidae
Gene: ZNF282
Product: zinc finger protein 282
Biological process (GO): regulation of DNA-templated transcription
Source: RefSeq, a predicted model, not a curated record